Meloidogyne enterolobii is the source of this 489-nucleotide messenger RNA. Lineage: Eukaryota; Metazoa; Nematoda; Chromadorea; Rhabditida; Meloidogynidae. The record is from the annotation of a GenBank genome assembly.
AUGGAUAUUAACAGCACUAUUAAUAGUUUAAAUCCACAUUUGGAUAUUUCUUCAAAUUCUACUAAGCUUAAUAAUUUACAAAAUUCUUCACAAAUUUUAAGUGCAGAAAUGCAAGAAUGGUUAGAUGGAGCUGAGUGGAAUGGUUGGGAUGAACAAAAAUUUAGAGAAGAAUUUAUGGAAGAAAUUAAAGCUAGAAUUUUUAGAAUGGAAAUGUACAAAAUCGUUAUUCCAAUGUUUUUAACAGCAUCUAUACUUGCUAUUCUUGCCAAUUUAGUAGUUAUUGCGGCUUUAAGAUCUGCAAAAGUUAUUAGAACUGCUACUGUUGUUUUAAUACUUUCAUUAACUUUUUCUGAUAUUUGGACAAGUAUUGUUGUUUCACUUUCUUUACUUUAUAAUUCUUAUAUGCCUAUUGUGCUUGAAGCAGAUGUAAAUCCUUGUAUUUCUCUUACCUUAGAGGUAAUACAGCAAUUUACUAAUAACAGAAUCUAA